UUUCUCUAUCUAAUUCACGGAUUCACACGAGAUAUCAUUCAUAAUUGCACAUGUUUUUCAUUUUAUUUGAAAACCCUGCAUUAAGAAACACAUUUAUUUUGAUGAAUCCUUUACCGGUUUUCCAUUUGCAUUUUGCGUUCUAAUAUUUUUAUAUCUAUAUACAAGUUUCAUACUUGAGAAACUUUUUAUGUGCGAGAUCGUAUUUUGUAAAUCAAAUCUUGUACUAUUAUUAAAAGUCAAUAGUAGGUCACAUAAUUUUCAAAGAGUGUCUUAUAUGAUGCAACCAAAUUGAAAUAAAUUAUAUUUUAGGGCUCCUCAUUGACCGUGAACCCAUAUUCCCACACCAUAAAUAAGCCUCAACAUCAUAGCAGAGCCAAUAAAAGAAACCCCAAAUCAAUCAAGAGAGAAAAAAACUUUCUCAACAAAAAGAACAAACAAAACCCAGCCGGCAGAGUUGAGAGAGAAAUAUAUAGAAGGUGCGCAUAGCUAUGGAGAACGCCUCUAAACGUCCGCUCCUGGCGCCGGCGGAGGAGGAGCAGGCGGAGCCGGAGCUUUCUGUACAGGACUACCUCGUCUACCGGUGGUCAACCCACUCCUUCGUCACCUCCCACUCCUUCAUCACCUCCUUCGUUGACGACGGCGACGACAUCCCUCCGAUCUCCAGCGCCCGCCAGUUCUCCAAAGCAUUCGCUCGUGAGUCCAAGAAGCUGUGGUAUUUGGCCGGCCCCGCCAUCUUCACCUCCCUCUGCCAGUACUCGCUCGGCGCCAUCACCCAGACCUUCGCCGGCCACGUCGGCACCCUGGAUCUCGCCGCCUUCUCAAUCGAGAAUUCCGUCAUCGCCGGACUGUCCUUCGGUAUUAUGCUGGGAAUGGGAAGCGCUCUGGAGACCCUGUGCGGUCAGGCCUACGGCGCUGGGCAAGUAGAGAUGCUGGGAAUAUAUAUGCAGCGGUCGUGGGUGAUUCUACUCUGCACCGCCUUCAUCCUCAUGUUCCUCUACAUCUUCGCGCUGCCUUUCCUGCUGCUGAUCGGGCAGACGGAGGAUAUAUCGCGCGCCGCCGGAAAAAUCGCGCUGUGGAUGAUCCCACAGCUGUUCGCCUACGCAGUCAAUUUCCCCAUCGCCAAGUUCUUGCAGGCGCAGAGCAAGAUUAUGGCAAUGGCCUGGAUCUCGGCUGUGGCCCUGCACAAACAUAGUAGGGUGGACAGUGAUGGUAGCCAUUGGAUUCAAUGCAGCAAUCAGGUAACUAACGUAAGAGUGUCUAAUGAAUUAGGGGCGGAUCAUCCUCGGACAGCCAAGUUUUCUGUACUUGUGGUGGUGGUAUCUUCAUUCGUAAUCGGCCUCCUUAUUGCCGGCUUUCUUCUCAUCUUCCACAACCAAUAUCCUUCAUGGUUCUCCAACAGUUUGGAAGUCAAGCAAAUUGUGUACCAGCUCACACCUCUCUUAGUUUUCUGUAUUGUGGUCAACAAUGUCCAACCUGCACUUUCAGGUGUGGCUAUUGGGGCAGGAUGGCAAGCUUUAGUUGCCUAUGUCAAUAUCGCAUGCUACUAUCUGUUUGGCAUCCCAUUGGGUCUUAUACUUGGUUAUGCACUUAACAUGGAUGUUAAAGGCAUAUGGUAUGGGAUGGUGGCAGGAACACUUGUACAGACACUGUUCCUCUUUUUGAUUGUCUACAAAACUAAUUGGCAGAAAGAGGCUUCUGUGGCAGCUCUAAGAAUCAAGAUGUGGGGAGGAGAAGCAGAUGCUAAGGCAAAUGACGUUGAAAAAUAAAAUAAAUGAGCUGAGUAUCCUUGAGGAAGAUCACUAGGGAAGCGUUUGGAGUUUAUUGUGAUUACGGUGUAACUUCUCAAAUGUCCCGUCAUCAUUACAAGGGAAAGAAGUGAGCUGAUCAAAUAAUCUCAGUUGAAUUAACCAAGUUGUUUCCUCUUAGCAAUAGGUGUCCGAGUUUGAUAUGAUGAUAUGUUUUCUCCAGACCUUGUUGCUUGCUUUGGUGCUUUGGCUUUAUUUAUUCGGAAAUGAGUGUGAGAGAGACAGAUCAGAUACGAUUCGAUAUUGCUGUAUGUUGAAAUUGAUUAAACUCCUGGUACAUGAACUCACUAAAUAUAUGGAUGAACUCGUUAUUUUUGUUUGGAAAAUAAUGUUAAAUGGUGCAUUAAAAACGAGUUUUAAUACAAAACAUCUCCUAUACAUAAUUCUCGAAUGUGCUGAGUCUAAGUGAUAGAUUCGCACGCUUG
Striga asiatica is the source of this 2230-nucleotide messenger RNA. NCBI's taxonomy places the organism in Eukaryota, Viridiplantae, Streptophyta, Magnoliopsida, Lamiales, Orobanchaceae. The record is from the annotation of a GenBank genome assembly.